Molecule: messenger RNA, 1319 nt
Organism: Drosophila mojavensis
Lineage: Eukaryota; Metazoa; Arthropoda; Insecta; Diptera; Drosophilidae
Product: gamma-butyrobetaine dioxygenase
Exons: 2
Coding region: 18-1247 (409 amino acids)
Biological process (GO): carnitine biosynthetic process
Cellular component (GO): mitochondrion
Molecular function (GO): oxidoreductase activity
Source: RefSeq, a predicted model, not a curated record
CUUUAGUAUUUGUCAACAUGCUGAGUUGCAAGCAUUUGAUUGGUCCGCUGCUAAAUCGACAAUUUCGGCGGCACGCCAGCGGCAUUACGGCCCAGCUGCUAGAGCAGCGAUACGUGGAGCUGGCGCAGCCAGAUGGACAAAGGCUGAAGUACCCAAGCAUUUGGCUGCGAGACAAUUGUCAGUGCCCGGAGUGCUUCCAUGCAGAGACUAGAGCACGCAAAAGCCACUGGGAACGCGGCCCGCUGCACGUUAAGGCGAAACGCGUGAGCUACGACGAGAAGAGCCAACAGCUGAUUGUCAACUGGGAGGACGCGCACAGCUCCAGCUACGACUUGGAGUGGUUACAGGAUCGCGACUUUGGCCAGCAGUCGAGGCAACGAUAUCUGAAUGAGGUCUACAAGCCGCCGGUUCAGCUGUGGGGCAAGUCACAGUUUGGCGAGGUCACACGCGAGUUUUCGUAUGAUGAUGUGCUCAAGCAGGAUUCAGUUUUGCGCGACUGGCUCGAGGCAUUGGCCGUCCAGGGCUUCGCGCUAUUACAUGGUGCGCCCCACGACACAGAAGUCGCACGCCAUCUGGCCGAACGCAUAGGCCAUAUAAAGCGCACCACCUACGGGGAUGUGUUUGAGGUGAAGUCGAAGCCCAAUGCCAAGAACUAUGCGUAUUUGAUGACCCCGCUGCCGCUCCACACGGACAUGCCCUACUAUGAGUACAAGGCGGGCAUCAAUAUUUUGCAUACACUGGUUCAAUCAUCGUCACCGGGUGGAGCCAAUAUGAUGACCGACGGAUUCUUCAUAGCCGACAAGAUGCGUCGCGAGCAUCCAGACUAUUACGAGGUGUUGCGCACCAUUCCUGUGAAUUGGUUCGACAUUGGACACGAUGGCGACGCGGGCAAACCGUUUCAUAGCCUGUGGCGUGCGCCCGUCAUCUGCUUGGACGUUGAUGGCCAGUUUGCGCGGAUCAAUCAGAACACUACUAAGCGCGACAGUCGCUUUACUGUGCCGUUGGACCAGGCCAUGUCGUGGUACGAGGCCUACGAUAAGUUUCUUCAACUGGCCCAAGCUGAAGCUGUGGAGUUCAAGACGCGUGCGGGCGAUGUGUUUGUGUUUAACAAUCUUCGCAUGCUGCACGGUCGUACGGCGUACGAAGACUCACCAGACAACAAGCGGCAUCUCAUAGGAGCCUAUGUUGACUGGGAUAUUAUUUACUCCAAGCUACGUACGCUUAAGUUCCCAAACGCAAGGAAUUAGACACCACAUACUGAUUGACUGUUCAGUAAAAGACUACUAGAUAAAAUAAAGUUUUGUAUUUCUCUACAUGUA